Messenger RNA from Caenorhabditis remanei, 1227 nucleotides. RefSeq lists its product as uncharacterized. Gene Ontology annotation, molecular function: protein binding. The coding region runs from base 1 to 1227 and encodes 408 amino acids. The record is from RefSeq and is a predicted model, not a curated record. The transcript is spliced from 8 exons. Lineage: Eukaryota; Metazoa; Nematoda; Chromadorea; Rhabditida; Rhabditidae. Gene Ontology annotation, biological process: protein homooligomerization.
AUGACAGUGCAAUUGGAUAUCGGCGGCACCAUCUUCAGAACCGCGAGAAUGACAUUGACUGUAAAAGCGCAAGGAAGUCUACUCGCACGUGUGGCUGAAAAUAUGAAUGCCGCUUAUCUCGUGUUCGCCGAUCGCUCUCCAAAACAUUUCGAACUCAUUUUAAGCUUCAUUCGCUAUGGGAGCGAUAUAGAUCUUCCCGAUUCAGAGGAGGAGUUGGAAGAAAUUAAAAACGAUGCAAAGUUCUACGAAUUGUAUUAUUUAGUCGAAAAAUGUGAUGAAAAAUUGUCGAUUAUCGAGGCAAAUAAACCAAAGCUGUCAGUUAUCAAUAGUGAGAAAGAGCUGAAUCAGAAAAUCGCCUGUCUCGGAAGGCCAAUGAUCGUCAUUCGGUUCAAUUCGAAACACUGGGGAGAAGUAUUCCACUCCACUGAUGCUCUAACUCUCGUCAAUCAAUAUAAAUCAGUUUUUGAUAUUCAUUUCAUGCCAUUGGCCCACGACGCGACCUAUUUCCGUUUCUCCAUUCACGACAACACUCUGACGAAAUUCGCCACCAUUUCCCACGCCCGAUUUUUCAAGAUGCCAAAAGUGGAAUUCGAUAUCGGCGGCACUAUUUUCCGUACAGAUAAGAUCACAUUAAUGGAGAAAGCGUCGGGAAGUCGACUCGCCGCUGAGACACAAAAGCAGAAUGACGGAUAUCCAAUAUUCUUCGAUCGAUCGCCGACCCAAUUCCAAUUUAUUCUAAACUAUAUUCACACUGACGGACUCAUCGAUCUUCCGGAAUCGGAGAGAGAAUUGAAAGAAAUUAGUCGAGAAGCAAACUAUUAUCGAUUUCCUUUAUUAGUAGAAAAAUGUGAAGAUAAACUAUGGAUUAUCGAUGCGAAUCGACCGAUUCUCCAAGUGAUUCAAAACGAGAAUGAGCUUGUUCAGAAACUUGCUUGUCCCAGAAAACCAGUAGUCGUCAUCUGGUACAACAUGAGGAACUGGGGAAAAGUGUUCCAUUCCAUCAAUGCUGCGGAAUUCGUUGAAAAGAAUAAACACGCCUUCGAUAUCUAUUUCACCGCUUUGCCUAAAAACAAGAUCCACUGGCGCUCCUCAAUUCACGACAAGACUAUCAGAGACUUCGCGACACUUUCGGAAGAUAAUAACAAUAAGAUUUUCAUCGGAAGUCUCCAAUUCAGAAUGAUAUCAUUUUUGUACAGAAAAGGUCCACUGACCGACAAAAAUCAAUAA